UUAAAUUUAUCGAUACUUUGUUCAGUGUUGCCAAAGUGACUUAAUCCAGUGUUGGAAAUGGCCUGACGUACCCCAACAGCAAUUGCAAGCCCAAAUCGCGAAUUAAACGAAAAUGAUGGACGAGCAACUAAUUGACGAGGUGGCCCAGCACGGGGUCAUCUACAACCGGCAGAAAUACUAUCUGAACAACGGGGCCAAUGGAGGAAAGUACGAGACGAAGGACGAGGCUUGGCAGCUGAUUGCUAUGAAGCUGCGGACGGACGUGGACACGUGCAAGAAGCGGUGGAAGUACCUGCGAGAGCGCUACGUGUCGCAGCGAAAGCAGGGCGAUCCGCCCGUCUACGAGCAUCUAUCACGCCCGUACCUGGAGAAGAUGAAGUUCCUAGACCAGCACAUACAACCCCGCAAGUCCUAUCGCCACGUGCCGAACUUCCUAACAUCCCCGCAGUCAGCGAAUAGCUCUAGUUACAGCGAGUACCAGGUGGACAAGUCAAAUGGCUCCAUAAAGAAUAUGGGCCAGUUCGGGAACUCGGGCCAAAGUCACCACUACCAUCAACCGGACCAGCAACAUGCCAUGAAUGCGCUGAGUACAGCGGCCAGCUCGGCGCUGGAAAACGUCAACGGGCAAGUGAAGAUCGAAGCGGACCAAGUCUUCAGAGAAUUUGCGGCGGCCGUGGCAUCACAGCAGCUUCAGCAAAUCUCACAGUCACAAAUGCAGCAACAGGCUGCAGCCGUGGCUGCUGUUAUGGCGGACUCGUCGCAGGGCUACCAAGAGCAGUACAAGGAUGGGUCCAUGGGCAUUUCGGGGGCCCAAAACAGUGCCGGAAGCCUUACAUCCACCUCGUCGUCGAUGAAAUCCCCUCUGUCGUCGCCGUUGCAAGUGAUUGGUGCUGGCAACCAUCAUUCACAGCAGCAGCAACAACAGCAACAGCAGCCACAGCAACAGUCACCGGCAUCUGGACAACAGCUGCCAGUGGUACAUUCCUCUUCCAGUGCCGCCGGCAGUUCCAUUAGCACUAGUUCCAACCUACAAAUGCAGCAGUCACAUGCCUACAACCCCAAGGCUAGCGAUGAUUUGGAUUCGUCAACAUCCAGCAAUUUCCACAUGAAGAAACCCCGUGUGCAGUUAAAUAGCAAUGGCCACAAUCCGAUGACCAGCAAUGGGGGAAGUGGCUCCCACUUUGGCAACGAUUCGGAUGACGAUUCCGACGACAACAGCCAUGAUCUGAUGGAGCCGCAGGGUAUGAUGGCCCAUGAGAAUCACUAUGGCAACUCGUUAGGCAUGCAGCGCUCUGGUGGAAAUGGAAAUCCAAACAGCAACAACAGCGGGAGUGCCAAUAACAGCGGCAGCAAUCACCAACAACAGCAGCAGCAACAACAGCAGCAGCAGCAACAGCACCAGAACAUGUUUCCCUCGAACACGGACUUCCUCUUCCAGUUGUAUCAGCAGUUUCCCCACCAGGCCAGUGGCUCGCAUCCAUCGAACUUCGGCAAAUUCCAGACGCCGCCCAGUCAUCCGGGAAUGCAGCGAUUAUCGGAGCACUUAUUGGGCGAACUCGUUACCACCGAGUUGCUCAAGAUGAACAAGGAGCGCAAGAAAAGUGCACAAAAGCGAAUCCUAGAGAUACUCUUCUUUGAUGAUUAAAAGCCUAGCUAUUAA
This is a messenger RNA of Drosophila ananassae, 1660 nucleotides long. RefSeq names its product GATA zinc finger domain-containing protein 10. The record is from RefSeq and is a predicted model, not a curated record. NCBI's taxonomy places the organism in Eukaryota, Metazoa, Arthropoda, Insecta, Diptera, Drosophilidae. Bases 113 to 1645 code for a protein of 510 amino acids. Gene Ontology annotation, cellular component: nucleus; transcription regulator complex. Gene Ontology annotation, biological process: regulation of transcription by RNA polymerase II. The transcript is spliced from 2 exons.